This is a messenger RNA of Xyrichtys novacula (pearly razorfish), 1072 nucleotides long. Lineage: Eukaryota; Metazoa; Chordata; Actinopteri; Labriformes; Labridae. The record is from the annotation of a GenBank genome assembly.
AUGACGUUCAUCGCCAAGACCUUUUAUGACUUGAGGGCCACCACGCUCGAGGGAGACUCUGUAGAUUUCAAUGUGUUCAGGGGCCGGGUAGUCCUGAUCGAGAAUGUGGCCUCACUCUGAGGCACCACCACCCGGGACUUCAGCGAGCUUAACCUGCUUCAGAGCAAGUACCCUCACAGGCUGGUGGUCCUGGGUUUUCCCUGUAACCAGUUUGGAUAUCAGGUAAGAUAGGGGCAAGAAAACUCAUAAAUGGCUUUAUAUGCUGAUGAUGUUUUAUUACAAAUGUAGAAUAUGCUAUUUUAGCACAGCUUUGAAUACUUGAAUGAAACAUUUUUCCAGAGCUACACAUGAUCCUCCCCAAAAGAUGUUUCAAAGACAAUACCGUUUCAUUACAUCAUGCUUUUUAAACAUGAUUUUAAGCUUUCUCCCUUUAUCCCAGCCUCUGAAAAAGAAGCCUUGUCUAAUUAAAUUUACCACAAAGCAAUUGAAAAAGCAGCUCGAUUGCAGAGUUUGUACAUUGUAGCUGUUAUUUUGGCUGUGAUGCUGCAAUUAAGUUUGAAAUAUCUGCCUGACACUCUUAUGGAGGGUGAUACUGUUUGCUGCAUUGCAAUCAGCAUAAUUAUUGGUUUGACAGAAAUAAGAGACAGACUAUGAGUUUUAUAGGCAUAUUGAUGUGGAGUAGAAAUUCAAAUGUAAAUGAAUGCUUCUGUUUCUGUAGGAGAACUGCAGCAAUGGUGAGAUCCUGAAUUCCCUGCAGUAUGUGCGUCCAGGUGGCGGCUAUCAGCCCAACUUUACCAUCUUUGAGAAGUGUGAUGUCAACGGCACAAGCACACACCCAGUGUUUGCAUAUCUCAAAGACAAGCUCCCCUAUCCUGAUGAUGAUCCAAGCUCCCUCAUGCAGGACCCCAAGUUUCUUGUUUGGAGUCCCAUCUGUCGCACGGAUGUCUCAUGGAACUUUGAGAAAUUCCUCAUCGGACCAGAGGGCGAGCCCUUUAAAAGAUACAGCAAGAAGUUCCCCACCAUUGACAUCGAGCCUGACAUUCAAAGACUGCUGAGAUUAACAAAGACCUAA